Messenger RNA from Aureococcus anophagefferens, 984 nucleotides. RefSeq lists its product as hypothetical. The record is from RefSeq and is a predicted model, not a curated record. Lineage: Eukaryota; Pelagophyceae; Pelagomonadales; Pelagomonadaceae. Gene Ontology annotation, biological process: peptidyl-proline hydroxylation to 4-hydroxy-L-proline. Gene Ontology annotation, cellular component: endoplasmic reticulum. Bases 1 to 984 code for a protein of 327 amino acids. Gene Ontology annotation, molecular function: iron ion binding; procollagen-proline 4-dioxygenase activity; L-ascorbic acid binding. The transcript has a single exon.
AUGCAACGCCUUUUGAUCCUGCUAACGCUCGCCGCGCCGAUCCGUGCGCUCCGGCAGCCGCGCGCUUCGGCCGCUUCGGCGCUGCAGCGGUCGGCCUCCGCGGCCGCCGCGCCGGCCGUGCGCGCGCCGCCGCGCACGAGCGAACCCGCGGCCCCGCCGACGCUGCGCGCGCCGCCGGGCGCGACCCUGCGGAUCCUCAGCGAGUCGCCGCGCGUCGCGGUCGUCGACGACCUGCUGACCGCGGCCGAGUGCGAGGCGUUGGUCGCCCACGCGUCCCGCCGCGGCCUCGAGCGGAGCAACCCGUCGGCGGCGCAGUUCGACGCGGCCAAGCUCCGGAGCCUCGCGCCGCUGCUGCUCGCGGCGCCCCUGCCGCGCGCGGCCGCGACGUUCGACGCCACCGGCGGCGACGUCGCCGCGGCCGCGGCCGCGGGCGGCGCCGUCCUCGCCCUGGCCGGGGCGCUGACCGUCGCGCUCGCCCAGGUCGUGAAAGCCGUCUCCCAGGCGCGCGCGGCCGGGGGCCGCACGUCCGAGGCCGUCGCGCUCAACGGCGCGGGCGACGCGGCGCUCGCGGCGCCGCUCGUGGCCCGGCUCGCGGCGGCCCUCGGCGCGUCGCCGCGCGACUUCGAGGCGCCCGUGGUCACGCGCUACGAGCGCGGCGCCAAGUUCGCGACGCACAACGACGCGUCCGCGGACCCGGAGAGGGACUGGGGCGACGCCGGCGGCCAGCGGCUCGCGACGGUGAUCCUCUACCUCAACGACGUCGCCGCGGGCGGCGAGACGUCCUUCGACAAGCUCGACGUGGCCGUGGCGCCGCGGCGCGGGGCCGCGUGCGUCUUCUUCCCCGCGGACGCGGACUCGCACCGCGCGGACGACCGCACGACGCACGCGUCCCUGCCGGCCGUGGACACGAAGUGGAUCUGCCAGGUCUGGCGCCGCGCGCGGCGCGUGCCCCCGCCCCUCGGGCUUCCCGCGGACGCGUCGUAA